AUGGCGGACAGGCCCGAGGACGCAGCACCGAAAAAGGAGCCCCCGGUCACGGCGGCCGCGGCGACUGCAAGUGAGCCCACAACGGCGGCACCUGAGGCUCCCAAAGUGGCAGAUGUUGUCGAGGAUGUUCCGGACCCGGACGAAGACGAUCUCGACGAUUUGGACGGCAUCACGGCGCCUCCGCUGCCGACAAGCAAACCUCCAGCCGCAGACGCCGCCGACGAGUUUGACGAGGAUGAGUUUGCCAAGCAGCUGCAGGCCGGUAUGGCAGAAAUGCUGGGCGAUAUGGGGAGCUCUCCGGAGAUGCAAGCUCAGUUUGAAAGCAUAUUCAAAGAGUUAGGUGCCGCCGCCGCCGCAGAUGAGAGCUCCAAGCCGUCUGCGGGCGCACCUCCGCCCGCCAGCAGCUCCUCUUUCCAGGACAACAUCCGUAGGACUAUGGAGCGGAUGCAAGCGUCAGGGGACUCCGCCACUGCCGCAGCAACUGCCGAUUCGAACGCUGAGGACGAUUUUAUGGCCGAGCUGCUCAAGCAAAUGCAGGCGGGCGGAGCCGGCGCCGGGCUGGGCGGCGAGGGUGGCGAGGAGGAAUUUUCCAAAAUGUUGCUCGGUAUGAUGGAGCAGCUCACUAACAAGGAGAUCCUCUACGAGCCCAUGAAGGAACUCCAUGACAAGUUCCCCGAAUGGCUGGAGAAGAACAAGGACAAGACGUCGGCUGAAGACCUGAAGAGAUACGAGGAGCAGCAGCGGCUAGUUUCCGAGAUGGUUGUCAAGUUUGAAGAGCCGACGUACUUGGACUCGAACGCGGCAGACCGGGAGUAUAUUGUGGACAGAAUGCAAAAGAUGCAAGCUACUGGCUCCCCGCCUUCUGAUUUGGUGGGUGAUAUGCCAUCUGCCCAGGAGGCGCUUGGUGCACCAGACCCAGAGGCCUGUACGCCACAAUAG
This is a messenger RNA of Pyricularia pennisetigena, 939 nucleotides long. RefSeq lists its product as uncharacterized. Gene Ontology annotation, biological process: protein import into peroxisome membrane. The transcript is spliced from 4 exons. Lineage: Eukaryota; Fungi; Ascomycota; Sordariomycetes; Magnaporthales; Pyriculariaceae. The coding region runs from base 1 to 939 and encodes 312 amino acids. Gene Ontology annotation, cellular component: peroxisomal membrane; peroxisome. The record is from RefSeq and is a predicted model, not a curated record.